GUAUAUAAUCCGAAUUCUAACAGGAAUAUGGAACGUCAUCACCUAUUUAAUAAAAUAAAGUCCAAUGCCUAAACCUCACACACUAGUACAUUAAUUACCAACGAGAUCCACCAGCCGGCUACCACGCGCCGCCGUACCAUCCACCUUACGUAGCUGCAACCUUCUCUGUUUCUUCAUCGAUUGAUCAAUUUGGAGUUUACCAUGGCAGAUUGGAGUGAGAUCCCAGAAGACAUUUAUAGAAAAAUCGCAGUUGAGCAUCUGGAAAAUUUAGAAGAUUUUGAAGCUUUUAAAGAGGUUUGUUCAAAGUGGAGAUAUGCAGUGAAGGGUGUGAAUUUCUGCCCAUCAAAAAAUACCCAACUUCCUUGGCUGAUGCUUGCUGAUCCACCUAACAGCCCACACCGCAGAUUUUACAGUCUCUCUAAACAAAUGUUUCGAAAAUUCAAUCUUCCCCAGUUAGACGAUAAGGAAGAUGAUGAUCACCUGAGGUAUUUCUCUUCGAAAGGUUGGCUGGUUUCUGUUAGCAGGAUGAAUCGUAACAUCACCCUUUUCGACCCUUUCUCUGGUAAAGUAAUCAAGCCACCAAGUGUGCCAUUGGAUUUAAUGGAGUCAGCUUACGAAGAAUGGGAUGACGAUGAUUAUCUAUGUUUCUUUUGGAAAUUUAUCCUAUCUGCAAAUUCAUCAUGCUGUGAUGAUUUUUCUGUUGCAAUGGUGUUUGAGAGAACCAGGAAGUUGGCUUUUUGGAAACCUGGGGAACACAAGUGGACUGAACCCACUGUGGAUUUUCCCACCAACAUUGUGUAUGACGUUUGUUAUUUCAAAGGAGAAUUCUAUGCAAUUGACAACAUAGGAAAAGUUGUGGCAUUUGGAAGUGGGAUAUCAAAGAGGCAGCCAAGAAUCGUUGCUGAUUUGCUUGCUCAAGGUCUUGUAUCAAAUUGUUCUGUAAAUUUAUACCUAGUCGUAGUAGAAAGCUCACUUUUGGUAAUACAUAGGGAUGUGUUUCUACUUGAAGAAGAAGCCAAGGAGAAUGAAGAUUAUUACUGGACAAAAUCUUUUGAGAUAUUUGAGUUGAAUGUUGAAAAUGGUGAAGCCAAACGUGUUAAGUGUGUGGGCGAUUGGGCUAUCUUUGUAGGCCUCAAUUCUACCUUCUCUAUUGAGGCAACAUCGGAUAUACGUGGUUGUAGAUCUAAUUGUAUUUAUUUUACAGAUGAUUGUUGCGAAUUUUAUCUUGGUAGUGGUGUUUCACGCGGAGGAGGAAGCGAUAUAGGUAUCUACAGCUUGACUGAACAAAAGAUCAUUCAGCGAAUUUAUGGAGGUCCUUCACAAUUCAAUUUUCUCACCCCACCUAUGUGGUUGGAGCUGCCUCGUCAAACUGUGCAGGUAGCUGAAAUUGCUAAAAUAUCACCUAAAAAUUGAUAAGCUGCUGAAGUUGUUUGUAUUAGCUGUUUGGUAUAACUAGUUUGUACUUGAUUUUUUUUUAUUGACAUUCUUUUUCCAUAAAGGUUUUAUUAAUCGAUAUUAUUCUUUCUCUUCUUA
Spinacia oleracea (spinach) is the source of this 1533-nucleotide messenger RNA. RefSeq names its product putative F-box protein At5g55150. Lineage: Eukaryota; Viridiplantae; Streptophyta; Magnoliopsida; Caryophyllales; Amaranthaceae. The record is from RefSeq and is a predicted model, not a curated record. The coding region runs from base 202 to 1413 and encodes 403 amino acids. The transcript is spliced from 2 exons.